AAUCCAGUAAUAAGCGGCGGCAUAAAAACGAAGCUUUACUACGUCAGUACACGGCCUAAAAAUUAGUCCGUAGGCUAGAUUUCGGGUCGCUGUAAGAGCCCGUUAGGUCUUCGUAUUAUACGAUGAUUUGUCACUGAAAUUACAACUAGGGGUCCCUACCUAGGGCAGUCCAGGGUGCUUCCAGGUAGAAGCGCAGGGAACAGCCAGCCUUUAAAACCCCGGGACCCUAAGAAGAAUAGCUACCUACCUAAGGUACUAUGCCUCUAUCAUCAUCUUAGCAUCUAACCCUUGCCGUGGAGGAAUUAUUCGACCGCGACAAUGUCGAUGACUAGAAUGGGCAUACAUUGGGAGAAGAAGCAUGUUCUACGUGAAUUCAUUCAUAAAUUUGAGUCUGAGGAAACCUAUUGAUCAUGCCCAUCUUGUUGUUCACGAUGGAUUAUAAAGGCUUGUUUGGCGCCCUCGAGUUCUGGCGAAAUGAACUAGAGUCAAGACACGGUUAAUAGAGAGCCUCAGAACAUCCUGAACCGACAACAUAUAACUAUUGAAAACCAAAAGACUCGAAUUAAUUCGAAUUUACCCAUCUUUUAUCAUGUCUGCUUGCGCCGCGAAGGUUGACUUCGAUCCCGAAGCUGAUAUUCCUGACCUUCAGGGAAAAGUGUUCCUCGUCACAGGCGGUACUGCAGGGCUAGGAAGAGAAACACUCAUCCAAUUAGCCAAACACAAACCUUCCCAUCUCUACUUCACCGGUCGCAACCAGAAGAGUGCAGACGCAAUCAUCUCAGACAUCAACACCAUCGAUGCAUCAGUAAGCGUCACUUUCUUGCAAUGCGACUUCGGAUCUCGCAUCUCCAUCGCUAAGGCAGUUGAGAAGUUCCACUCGGGCAGACUCGACGUAAUCAUCGCCGGCGCCGGGCUUAUGGCAGUGCCCGCCGACGUGACGGCUGAUGACUACGAGAUCCAAUUUGGAACAUCGCAUAUGGGAAAUUUCACGUUGAUGCGACUCCUACUUCCUAUCAUGUUACGCACAGCCGAGCAGCCCGGCUCCGAUGUACGGUUUGUUGCGCUGACGAGUCUGGGUUACGGGUUACACCCGCGCGGUGGUAUACUAUUCGACUUCAUCAAAUCAAAGCAAGAAGACCGCAAUACAUGGGUCCGAUACGGUCAAGCGAAACUAGCCAACAUUCUAACAGUCAAAGAGAUGGCGCGUAGAUACCAUAGUAUCACGAGCGUCGUCGUGCAUCCAGGUACCGCCAAGACCGGGCUUGUGGAUAGUCCGUCCUGGAUCAAUCGCAUGGUUGUGUACGCGACGAAUCCUAAAGGUCUCCUGACUGUGCAAGAGGGCGCGUGCAACAUGCUCUGGCCUUUGACUACGGAGAAAAGUAAUCUUAAGCUUGGACAAUUUUACUUGCCGGUUGGGAGGCCGGGUGAUCUUACGAGGGAUGGUGAGAAUAUGGACUUGGCGAAAUGCCUGUGGGAUUGGAGUGAGAAGGAGAUUGCUGAGUUGAAUUUCAGUUGACGUCGCAUCAUUUGGAACUUCUUUUUUUACUUCUUCCCUGCUUUUGGAGAGGUGAUCGGCGGCGUUUUCCUAUGUUGGCGAAACUUGUCUAUUGAAUGUUUCCAUUUCAUUUCCAUGUUCCCGAAAUACAAGCCACUCCCCAGCUGGUGUCACAAUUCCACGAACGACGAUUGAUCAUGUCUACCUAGGUGCACAUACAAGUAAAUUUUCGACAACUACCUAGACGAACUAAAUAGGAACGGUACUAUUC
This is a messenger RNA of Hypoxylon trugodes, 1766 nucleotides long. RefSeq names its product oxidoreductase. The coding region runs from base 590 to 1516 and encodes 308 amino acids. The record is from RefSeq and is a predicted model, not a curated record. Lineage: Eukaryota; Fungi; Ascomycota; Sordariomycetes; Xylariales; Hypoxylaceae. The transcript is spliced from 2 exons.